Molecule: messenger RNA, 1490 nt
Organism: Daldinia caldariorum
Lineage: Eukaryota; Fungi; Ascomycota; Sordariomycetes; Xylariales; Hypoxylaceae
Exons: 3
Coding region: 350-1327 (325 amino acids)
Source: RefSeq, a predicted model, not a curated record
AUACAUCGUACCUGCGGCCUCCUAUCCUCACAUAGUGCCACUUAUUAUGUCCUCAGAUGCUACGUAGAUACAGGUACAUACUCCACUUAUACCAAUAAGUCGAGACUUCAAUAACGGUCAAGGUAUACUGUCUGGGGAACCGUUUUGACUCUUUCGGGUCUGUUUGAAGAGCCGUUGAAUUAUAAAAAGACAACUUUCCACCCAAACCUUGUUGCUGUUGUACGUAGAGCAAACUCAAGGAUUUCCGAGAACUUCACAUCCAAUUCAAGUUUCCGCGGUUGAAAAUAUCACGCGUUGAACGACAUUCCAUACAUAACGCCAUCCAAAAGUUAGCUGCUUCCUUUCAGUUAUGGCAGGGUCAACCGUUCAGUCGCCUGGUAAUGCAGGUGUGGUUACCCAGCUUGCCCGGUCAGUGGGCUUCUCGAAAGCCUACAACUUCUGGCUGUGGGCUGUCUUCGGCGGUGUUCUACUUGGAUUCUCCCUCUCCCGGUUGCGGUACCUCGAUUUUCAUGGCGUCUUCUGCAGCGGUCCGGGAAUGGCCAGGGGUAACAUGGGAGCCGCCACGCCUGGUGAAUGUUUCUACUACUUAAACAUCACCGCCGAUCAGAUUGCCAUCAGAACACACCUGUGGUGUGUGCUUCCCGCCGCCCUGCUCGCCUUCGGACAGUUUGUACCCAUAUUCAGACGCAAAGCGCUCUGGCUCCACCGAAUCAACGGUUGGAUUGCGACCGUCCUAUCCCUUAUUGGCGCUUGCUCUGCAUUUCCGAUGUUGAGGCAUACGAUGGGCGGCAGUACUGAAACCCAGUCGAUGAACCUCCUGUUAUGGGUCAUCUUCGUUACUGCGGUAUACAAGGGCGUUACUGCCGCUAGACAACACAAAAUCCAGGAGCACCGCGACUACAUGUUGCGCGCUUGGUCUUAUGGUGGAUCUGUCAUUACCCUCCGAAUUAUCAUGUUGGCGACUUCCAUCGUUAUGUCGUACAUGGGUAACUGGUAUGUCGCUAUACCAUGUGACAAGAUCGAAUACUUGAUGGAUGCUCAGAACGCCACCAUGGCUGAGUACCAAGCCAAGUAUCCCGACUGUGCACCCCAGUGGACUGGAGAGGACCCGAAUAGGCACGUUGCUGUUCGCGUAUAUGUCCUGGAAGACGACCCAGUGGGCGUUGCUGCUGCCCACGCCCACUGCUUCGCCAUGUCAGGCUAUGUAGCCAUCAUUUUGCACUUCGUGAUAACCGAAGCCUACAUCCGCCUCACUUCGCCCGAGCGCAAACUCUCCAAGGCCAUUGCCGCUGGAGAGACUAACCACGCUGCCAAGAAGGUGGAAUAAAGCUCGCGCAACGAGCUUCUGACAACGCAAUUUCAGUCCCUACAAAACAAAGACUGAGUACCAACAUAAGGCUCUCCCACAGGCUAGAUUUGGCUUAGGAAUCGCACACAGCGUGUGUAGGUUGUAGCAUGUGACCCGAAUAUACCUAUAUGGAUAUAAACUA